Eurytemora carolleeae is the source of this 462-nucleotide messenger RNA. RefSeq names its product dormancy-associated protein 2. The transcript has a single exon. The record is from RefSeq and is a predicted model, not a curated record. The coding region runs from base 1 to 462 and encodes 153 amino acids. NCBI's taxonomy places the organism in Eukaryota, Metazoa, Arthropoda, Copepoda, Calanoida, Temoridae.
AUGGGUAAACUAUAUCUGGGUUUGGGAGUUCUUCUCUCUAUGUUGUGUAUCAGCUAUGCUGGGCUACUCAGGCCAGAAGAGGACGGGUAUCUUCAUCACCUGGUUCGGCGGCAGGAGGCGGAAGAUAUUACUGUGGAUUCCAAGCAUUUCCGACCCAACCGCCCUUACGGUGGUUUUAACAGCGGGUAUUACAACGGAUUUGGAGGAUACAACAAUGGAUUUGGCGGUUACAACAACGGAUAUGGCGGAUACAACAACAACUUUGGAUACAAUGGAUAUAACAACGGAUAUGGAUACAAUGGAUAUAACAACGGAUAUGGAUACAAUGGAUAUAACAACGGAUAUGGAUACAAUGGAUAUAACAACGGAUAUGGAUACAAUGGCUUUAACAACGGAUAUGGUAGACCAUUUGGAUUCAGAAGUGCUAAUGAAGAUGGAGCUAAUAAUUUGGAGAAAAGCUAA